Letharia columbiana is the source of this 1311-nucleotide messenger RNA. RefSeq lists its product as uncharacterized. Lineage: Eukaryota; Fungi; Ascomycota; Lecanoromycetes; Lecanorales; Parmeliaceae. The record is from RefSeq and is a predicted model, not a curated record. Gene Ontology annotation, biological process: vacuole organization; endosomal transport. Gene Ontology annotation, molecular function: ATP binding; ATP hydrolysis activity. The coding region runs from base 1 to 1311 and encodes 436 amino acids. The transcript is spliced from 4 exons.
AUGAGUAACACAGAUUUCCUCGGCCGGGCGAUCGAGGUCGUGAAUAAAGCCAUCGAGAAUGACACUGCAGGCGAAUAUGAGAAGGCGUACCAGCUAUACUAUCAGGCCUUGGAGUUGUUUAUGUUGGCAUUAAAAUGGGAGAAGAAUGUCAAGUCGAAGGAGACGAUAAGGGCCGCGGCAGGUGGAUAUAUGGAGAGGGCGGAGAAGCUGAAGACGCAUCUGGCGGAGGGCGACAAGAGCAAUAAGAAAAAACCGGCAGCGGUGGGGAGUAACGGGAAGGUAUCAGGAAGUGGGGGAAAAGGGAAGGACGAUGAUGACGAUGACGGAGAUCCCGAGGCCAAGAAGUUACGAGGGGCACUCGCAGGGGCUAUAUUGACUGACAAGCCGAACAUCAAGUGGGAAGAUGUGGCAGGUCUGGAGCAGGCAAAAGAAGCGCUGAAAGAGGCCGUCAUUCUGCCCAUAAAGUUUCCACAUCUGUUUGUCGGCAAGCGCCAGCCUUGGAAGGGCAUAUUACUCUACGGGCCACCAGGGACUGGUAAAUCAUAUCUGGCGAAAGCAGUGGCUACAGAGGCAAAUAGUACCUUCUUCAGUGUGAGCAGUAGUGACCUUGUCUCAAAAUGGAUGGGUGAGAGCGAGAGAUUAGUGAAGCAACUUUUCAACAUGGCCCGCGAAAACAAACCCUCAAUCAUCUUCAUUGACGAAGUCGACGCCCUCUGCGGCCCCCGUGGUGAAGGCGAGUCCGAGGCCUCGCGACGCAUAAAAACCGAACUACUCGUCCAAAUGGACGGUGUGGGUCGGGACUCCAAGGGGGUUCUUAUCCUCGGUGCUACAAACAUCCCUUGGCAACUUGAUGGUGCGAUACGGCGGCGGUUCCAACGAAGAGUGCAUAUAAGUCUGCCAGAUCUGCCGGGAAGGAUGAGAAUGUUUGAGAUGAGCGUUGGCACCACGCCGUGCGAUCUGAAAUCGGAGGAUUUUAAGACGUUAGGGCAGCUGAGUGAGGGUUAUUCUGGUAGUGAUAUCAGUAUUGCAGUGCAGGAUGCCUUGAUGCAGCCUGUGAGGAAGAUUCAGACUGCUACGCAUUACAAGAAGGCCACGGUCGACGGAGUUGAGAAGCUAACGCCUUGCUCUCCUGGCGACGCCGGUGCCAUGGAGAUGUCAUGGACAGAAGUUGAAUCAGACAAGCUGCUCGAACCGCCACUUGUUCUAAAAGACUUUGUCAAGGCUGUCAAGGGAGCGAGGCCGACGGUCAGCGCGGAAGAUAUCAAGAGGAGCGCCGAGUGGACAGCAGAGUUUGGCAGCGAAGGGGCAUAA